AUGCCUACAUCCGUCCAUGAUGAUGAGGAGUCAGUUCGUAUUUCGAACAGAAGGAGUUCGUCGGUAGAAAGGAUAAACACGAGCAGAGGGGACAUGGGCGGAUCCACAAGGCAGGAAAAGGCAUACGCGCAUCGAGCUUACAGUUCGGGACACCAGAUCAACCGUGCUGAAACAAAGGUACGACCGCCCAUGGUGACGAAUGCAAUCAUAUUUUCAGAUGAAGAUUCACAGACGUUCGACAACCCUCAUUCGGAUGCGAUCGUGAUAACGACCCCGAUUAUGUACAUUCCAAUCCACAGGAUCUUGGUGGACACGGGCGCCUAUUCGAGCGUCCUGUACUGGAGCGCAUUCCUAAAGAUGGGCAUCGACCGGAAUGACUUAGACACGUGCAGCGACCGGAUUACAGGCUUCGAUGGGAAAACGACCGUCCCAGAAUGGAGAAUCACUCUGUCGAUUGAGGUACGAGGAACCAGUCCGACGGGGCGAACCAUACUAGAAACGUUCAAGGUGGUGAAGAUGAACAACGAGUAUAACGCCAUCCUGGGACGGACAGCGUUGUAA
Messenger RNA from Striga asiatica, 561 nucleotides. NCBI's taxonomy places the organism in Eukaryota, Viridiplantae, Streptophyta, Magnoliopsida, Lamiales, Orobanchaceae. The record is from the annotation of a GenBank genome assembly.